CAGUCACAUGAGAGCCACCACCACCACCACCGCAACAACCGCAACAACCACAACAACUCGUAGAAACAGUCGACAGCAACAGCCAAAAAAGACGCCUGGCAAUGGCGAGACCAACAGGCGGCCUGGUAGCCAAGGGAACAGCCAGACCAGUAGAGGCCGUAGCAACAGCCGUGACAACAACACUGGUCAGACUGCCGACAACAGGCAAACAAAGGGGCGGGCCAAGGGCGGCAGCGUUGCCCGUAGCAACAGUCGGACUGUCGGGCGGGCUGAUGGCGAUGCCAACAGGCAGACUGACGGUCAGUCUGACAAGCAGGCAGACAGUCAGAGCAUUCACCCAGUUGACACACAGGCAGACAGUCAAAGUAGUCACCCAGCUGACAGGCAGACAGACAGUCAGAGCAGUCACCCAGCUGACAGGCAGACAGACAGUCAAAGUAGUCACCCAGCUGACAGGCAGGCAGACAGUCAAAGUAGUCACCCAGCUGACAGGCAGACAGACAGUCAGACUAGUCACCCAGCUGACAGGCAGACAGACAGUCAGAGCAGUCACCCAGCUGACACACAGACAGACAGUCAGAGUAGUCACCCAGCUGACACGCAGGCAGACAGCCGGCCUGACAUGCAGACAGACAGUCAGACUAGUCACCCAGCUGACACACAUGCAGACAGUCAGAGCAGUCACCCAGCUGACACACAGGCAGACAGUCAGAGCAGUCACCCAGCUGACAGGCAGACAGACAGUCAGACUAGUCACCCAGCUGACACACAGACAGACAGUCAGAGCAGUCACCCAGCUGACACACAGGCAGACAGUCAGAGCAGUCACCCAGCUGACAGGCAGACAGACAGUCAGACUAGUCACCCAGCUGACACACAGACAGACAGUCAGAGUAGUCACCCAGCUGACACGCAGACAGACAAUCAGAGCAGUCACCCAGCUGACACGCAGACAGACAGUCAGAGCAGUCACCCAGCUGACAGGCAGACUAACAAUCAUUGUGACACGCAGGCAAACUGUGAGGCCAACAGCCCGAACGGCGACAGCCAAAGCAACAGUCAGACAAAGGGUGAAACUGGGGAGAGCCACAGCGACAGCCGAGACGACAGCCGGACGGACAGCCUCACUCACGGCCAGCCCGAUGGUCGGACGGAUCGCCGCCAUGGCGACGGUUGCACCAGCAGCAGCAGCAGCAGCCAGACCGUCGGCCAGACAGGCGGCCAAAGUCAGGACAGUCUGACCAACAACAGCCUCACCGACAGCCAAAGCAGCAGCAGCGGUGAGGCUUACAGCCACGGCAACGACAGCCAUGACAACGGCAGCCACGGCAACAGCAGCCACGGCAACAGCAGCCACGGCAACAAGAGCCACGACAACAGCAGCCAUGGCAACAAGAGCCACAGCAACAGCAUCCAUGGCAACAAGAGCCACGACAACAGCAUCCAUGGCAACAAGAGCCACGGCAACAGCAGCCACGGCAACAAGAGCCAUGGCAACAAUAGCCACAGCAACACCAAUAACAAUAACCACAUGAACAGCCGCAUCGGCGACAGUCAGACUGACAGCUGUGAUGGCAACAGCAAGCCCAUAGCCAUCAGCCCUAGCAACAGCCCUAGCAACAGCCCUAGCAACAGCCCUAGCAACAGCCCUAGCAACAGCCCUAGCAACAGCCCUAGCAACAGCCCUAGCAACAGCCCUAGCAACAGCCCUAGCAACUGCCUUAGCGACAGUGGUCAGAACAGCAUCCCGAGCAUUUCACAGGCUGACAUGGAAACAGGCGAAGGGUUUGUGGGUGAGAAUGGAGAGGUGGUUGCUAUGGAGAGGGCGAAGCCGGUUGCUCUGGAGAUGGAGUCAUCGGUAGCCUUGGAGACGAAGAAUUCGGUUGCCAUGGAGAUGGACAAGACGGUUGCCGUGGAGACGGGGAGAGCGGCCAUCUUGAAAGCGGCACAAAGAGAUGAGCAGGAGAGGAAAGAGAGGAAGCAGCGUCUCGAGCAAAUCAUGUCCCGGACUCGGAAGAAUCACGGACACAGACGGAGGCAGGAGACUGUCCCCGUAUCCCCCUGUCUGCCUGUGUCCCCGUGUCCACCUGUGGAUACCUAGUCACAGUGUUUAGAGACACAGACACACACACAUAGACACACAGACAGACACACACACAGACACUGCCUGACAAGUGCUCAAAUAAGCUUUGAGAUGCUUGAAAUUACACUGAAAGACAGAAAUGGGAACAUGGGUUUUAGAGAACACACAGAGGGUACAGACAUUGUCAUCAACCAUCCUCAUCACUGGUCUCCAUCCAGCAGUAUAGAGACAUGUUGAUGAAGAUUACACUGAGGGGCAGAGAGAGGAACAUGUGGAUUACAGAGACCCAUAAACUCAUCACACAGAGACCCACAGACUCACCACACAGAGACCCACAGACUCACACAGAGACCCAUAAACUCAUCACACAGAGACCCACAGACUCACCACACAGAGACCCACAGACUCAUCGCACAGAGACCCACAGACUCGUCACACAGAGACCCAUAAACUCAUCACACAGAGACCCAUAAACCAAUCACACAGAGACCCACAGACUCACCACACAGACACCCACAGACUCGUCACACAGACCUAUAGACUCAUCACACAGAGACCCACAGACUCACACAGAGACCCAUAGACUCACCACACAGAGACCCACGGACUCAUCACACAGAGACCCACAGACUCACCACACAGAGACCCACAGACUCACACAGAGACCCAUAAACUCAUCACACAGAGACCCACAGACACACCACACAGAGACCCAUGGACUCAUCGCACAGACACCCACAGACUCGUCACACAGAGACUCACAGACUCAUGAUACAGAGAUCCAAAGACUCACCACACAGAGACCCACAUUCUCCACACAGAAAUCCAUAGACUCACUACAGAGAGACCCAGAGACGGUCAAGAUGAAUAACGACAGAGCAGCUGGAACAACGGGGCACGGUCCUGGGCCUCCCCUAGGUCGACUCGGCCUCAAAUGCGUACCUGGUGUAGCGGUGUGUAGUCAACGUCGCCACUGGGGAGACAAAGGCGACCGGGCGUGGUGUUGGCCACCCACCCCCUCGUGCGCCGUGCCGGCCUUCACAGGUGCCGCUACUCGCUGCUAACAGCACUUGCCCCACAGUCUGUUACAGGCUGCACGGGGGAUCUUUGUCUUUGGGGCGACGGUUAGCGCCACGCUGCGCUACGGAGUCGGUAGAGACCCGAGUUCCACUGCCCUCCUACGGCCACCACCAACACCGGCGAUUAUCUGAACCGGUCCCGGGCCUCCCCUAGGUGGACACAGCCUCAAAUGAGUACCUGGUGCUGUGUGAAGUGAACGUCGCCACGAGGGAGACAAAGGCGGCCGUCCCUGGUGCUGGCCACCCACCGUGUCAGUGUGCCACAGUGCCAGCAGCCCCAGACAGUCCGUUACAGGCCGCGUGGGUUGACUCAUGGGUAGCUGAGCCUCUUCAAAGCUGUGUCUGGCCAGCGUGAAAGAGUAGGCCAAGUUUCUAGUGGGGUUCACUGGAGCUGGUGAAACCGUGACGGCGUUGUCACAUAACCUUAGCAGGUUAGUAGCCGAUGGUUGGCUGUAUCGCUAGUCUAGUGGAGGCCCUACCGCCGCUAGCAGCAGUGGCAGCGGGCAAUUGCAGCCUUCCAUCACCUGUACCCACCAGCAUGUACCACGAGAGUGUUAUUAGUAAUGAAGUGUUGUUGACAGUGUGUACACAAGUUAGUACUUAUUGUAUCGACCCCUUGGAAGGGGUGGUGCUAAUGCAUAUUCUACUUUUGUAAGGGUUUGCAGCAAACCCAGGAUCGGCAUCUUUAUUUUACCGUGGAGAAAUCCGAUGAGCUAUGAAGCUGCUUUUUCACAGAUGUCCACGAUAGGAGUGAAACGUCUAGGAAAGGUAAGCAAAUCUCUCUAAAUCAACUAAAACCAAACGACCUGGCCACAGAUGAUAGCCCAGCGAAAUGGCUUAUCUUGUGGAAAUUUCUAGCAGCCAAGUAAUCUGAUCUAAAUGUGUGAUGUCCAUUCUAAACGUGGAGGGAAAAACCUCCAAAUACGCAGCAGACGUCAGAGCGUCGUGCAGAAAAACAAAACACGCCUCGAGUUUAUUUAACAUAUCUUAGGAAUUAAGAAGGUCUUCAAUUUAUUUCUGAAUGGGAGAAGCUUAGCGUUCAUUUACGCAGCGCCCUUGUGUAAGGCAGGCAAGGUUUCGUGAGCAUGUUUGUGUGUAUGCUGAACUUGUUUCGCACCGUACGUAGCCAAACGCGUUAUUUGGAGGUUUGGGGUGAAGGACAAAAAAACUUUACACAAAUCGCUUCAACAAAUUGCAGAAGGAAGAGAGCGUUCCAGACGGCCGCAGAGGCGCGUCUAAAAGCGCGCGAUGCGUUGAUCGUCUUUGUUAGAUGGUCAGCGUUAGAUGGUCAGCGUUAGGUGGUUAGAUGGUUAGCGUUAGAUGGUUAGCGUUAGAUGGUUAGCGUUAGAUGGUUAGCGUUAGAUGGUUAGAUGGUCAGCGUUAGGUGGUUAGAUGGUUAGCGUUAGAUGGUUAGAUGGUUAGCGUUAGAUGGUCAGCGUUAGAUGGUUAGCGUUAGAUGGUUAGCGUUAGAUGGUUAGCGUUAGAUGGUUAGCGUUAGAUGGUCAGCAAUAGAUGGUUAGCGUUAGAUGGUUAGCGUUAGAUGGUCAGCGUUAGAUGGUCAGCGUUAGAUGGUUAGCGUUAGAUGGUUAGCGUUAGAUGGUUAGCGUGAUGGUCUGUGCUCCUCGAGAUCAACAGGGUAUUGUGAUUAAUUUGUGGCAGAGCACUGCGCCUGUUCCUCCCCUAGGUCGACUCGGUCGCCACUAGGGAGACCGAAGACGACCGGGCGUGGAGCUGGCCACCCACCCCCUCGUGUGCCGCGCCGACGAGAUUAGCAAGAUGGCCGCUGGAGGGAAAACGUUGCUCUGGGAUUGGCUAAGCAGCCUCGCGGACAGCGGCAGCUACGGCCUGAGCUGGGGAGACGCGGAGCGGACCAGCGUGCGGAUCCCGUGGCACCCCACGUCGGCGAUCCCGGACGGAGACUCCAUCUUCAAGGGCUACGCGGUGCUGCGCUGCCGCGACGGCUUGACGUCGCCCAGCACAUGGAGGCAGUCCCUGCGCUGCGCCCUGCGCAGCACUCUGCACUGCGUCUGCAACGGGGCCGACCUCGACCCGCCACAGCCAUUCCGCAUCUACGCGCGGCUCGAACGGCGCCCACAUGAGUCCCCGGCCCCGAUUUUCCCGGCCCCUCCGGACCCGGACGACGUCGCCGUGAACGUGCCGAUGACGACCGCCGAGGGUCACGAGCUGGAGCAAGCCCCGACUUUCCUGGCCUCUCCGAGCCCUGAAAAUGUGGCCAUGGAUAAAGCCAGCGCCCUGCGGCUGACGGUCACUUACCGGGGCCUCCUGGCGCUCAGCCAAACCGUGGGCCCUGGGUCGAUGGCCUGCGACUCCACCUACGGCUGCCUCCUCUUCCACGGCGCCUUGGACCGGGGGGAGGUGAACAGAAACUUCCUGUCUUCGAAGGAGCCCCAACUGUUUCCCGUGAUGCUGCCUCGGCCACCGCAAGGUGACUCCAUGAGUGGCAGCGACCGCAGACAGGUGCAGGAGAGGCUGGAGCUCAUGGAGAACGGGCUGCUGCUGGAGGUAACUCCGCUGGGGAUUUUCUGCACCCGUCUCUGCCGUUGCCGUGUCUACGUUUCUGGACCCGAGACCCAGAAGCCGCAGGGAGACCCCCAAUCCCUGCCCAGGCCCAAGAGCUCUGGGAGCGCCCGGCAACUCAUCUUUGACUUCAAAGAAUUCCAACGAAAGAUGCAGGACUACAUCAGGACCCCCCUGGACAGCCUCGUGCACGCCCCCAGUCACGAGGUGACGCUCUGCAUCGGCACAAAGUGGCCAGACGGCGAGGAAGUUCACAGGAAGCCCAUCGCCGUGCGGGUGGAGCACUUGAGGUCGCACGCCAUCGUCGACGGAUUCAAGCACUUGGGCGUCUGCCCGCGAGACGCUCGCCCCGACUGCUCGGACCCCAACUCUGCCGACAGAUUCCUGGAUUUGCUCAAGAAACUCGAGCUGGGGAGCAGUGCCUAUGACCAGCAGCAGCAGCAGUAGCCCCAGCAGUAGCCAUAGCAUCAUUAGCCCCAGCAGCAGCACCAGCAGUAGUAGCAGCAGUAGCACCAGUAGCAGCAGCAAGAAAGUAAUAAUUAUUUCCAGGGUGACAGCUGCAUUGGUGAUGCUAGCAACUCACAGCAAGAUGGUCUCUGGGUUCGAUUCUCGACUCUGCGUGGAGUUUGUAUGAUCUCCCCCUGUUCUACAGAGUGAGUGGAGUUUGUAUUGUCUCGCCCUGUUCUACAGAGUGAGUGAGUGGAGUUUGUAUGAUCUCCCCCUGUUCUACAGAGUGAGUGAGUGGAGUUUGUAUGACCUCCCCCUGUUCUACAGAGUGAAUGGGUGGAGUUUGUAUGACCUCCCCCUGUUCUACAGAGUGAGUGAGUGGAGUUUGUAUUAUCUCCCCUUGUUCUACAGAGUGAGUGGAGUUUGUAUGAUCUCCCCGUUCUACAGAGUGAGAGUGAGUGGAGUUUUUGUGAUCUCCCCCUGUUCUACAGAGUGGAGUUUGUAUUAUCUCCCCCUGUUCUACAGAGUGAGUGAGUGGCGUUUGCGUGAUCUCCCCCUGUUCUACAGAGUGAGUGGAGUUUGUAUGAUCUCCCCCUGUCCUACAGAGUGAGAGUGAGUGGAGUUUGUGUGAUCUCCCCCUGUUCUACAGAGUGAGUGUAGUUUGUAUUAUCUCCCCCUGUUCUACAGAGUGAGUGGAGUUUGUAUGAUCUCCCCCUGUUCUACAGAGUGAGUGAGUGGAGUCUGUAUGAUCUCCCCCUGUUCUACAGAGUGAGUGAGUGAGUGGAGUUUGUAUUAUCUCCCCCUGUUCUGCAGAGUGAGUGAGUGAGUGGAGUUUGUAUUAUCUCCCCCUGUUCUACAGAGUGAGUGGGUGGAGUUUGUAUGAUCUCCCCCUGUUCUACAGAGUGAGUGGAGUUUGUAUGACCUCCCCCUGUUCUACAGAGUCAGUGAGUGGAGUUUGUAUUAUCUCCCCCUGUUCUACAGAGUGAGUGGAGUUUAUAUUAUCUCCCCCUGUUCUACAGAGUGAGUGGAGUUUGUAUGAUCUCCCCCUGUCCUACAGAGUGAUAGUGAGUGGAGUUUGUAUGAUCUCCCCUUGUCCUACAGAGUGAGUGGAGUUUGUGUGAUCUCCCCCUGUUCUACAGAGUGAGUGAGUGGAGUUUGUUUUAUCUCCCCCUGUUCUAAAGAGUGAGUGGGUGGAGUUUGUAUGAUCUCCCCCUGUUCUACAGAGUGAGUGAAGUUUGUAUGAUUUACCCCUGUGCUACAGAGUGGAGUUUGUAUGAUCUCCCCCUGUUCUACAGAGUAAAUGAUUGCGUGGAGUUCCUACACUUUGACAUUAGAGAAUGAGACUCUACACUGGGACAUGACAGCAAUAGUCUCUACACUGUGACAUGAGAGCAUUAGUCUCUACACUCUACACUGUGACAUGGCAUCAUGAGUCUCUACACUGUGACAUGGUAUCAUGAGUCCCUGUUGCCGUUUUCUAAGUAAAAUGUAAAACGUGUUAAUGAUAUCGUGUUUAUGGUAUCGUGUUUACACUAUUAUUAAAUUGUAUUUAUAGUAACACCCCAAUUUACGCCCUUCCGCUGUUCGUGAUUUACCUCUAACGCACUCGACUUGCCGGUACCAAAUCGCGUUUCACGUCCCCAGCCACCUCGCCAUAACACACUCGAGAUUUGCGAACUUUACCAUCGAGACCCAACUUUGUGUAGUGACGCAGUUCGGAGACAGGAAUUAUUGGAGGCACCUUUAUUCUUUGCACAAUGGGGACUAUACGCACCCUACGUGGGUGUACACUUUAUAUAUUACACACACAACCGUCGAUUGUCGGCGACACUAUCGAGCUGUGACGGAGGCUUGUGUUGCGCCCGAAACGUCGUGAUUACAUUUUUUUUUGUAUACCUACGUGACUUUACCGAAAUAACCAAAGAGUUUGUGAUUUUAUUAGUUUACACUUGAACUUUAUGGCGGGAACCCGGGGUCCCAUAAGCCCCCGGCUCUCGCCUAAACUGCGUUGCUACGUCAUUCUAUGUCUGUUGAAGGCGAACAAUACGGCAAUCUAUUCCUCUCGACUCGCUCUACAGUCUACACGAUGUCCUAAUCAAAGUUUCAAAGUUUUGUUUCUUCUACGCAUUCGACCUCGCUGCGCUUGCAUGACAUAACAGAAUGAUCCGCGCCAGGUGGGUCGCGGCGUGUCUGUGCACGGUGGGAUGGGGUCACCAAAAAUAUAUCAAUUACGAUUUUUACUUCUGUUUAUACAGGUAGGAACAACAGGUCCACACUGCCCACCAGGGAUUAUGUGUCUGUCUGUCGUGCAAAGCCACGCCCUCGAUUUGUAUUUCAUAGAAGAGCGCUUCGGGCAGGCUCAGCGCCACGUGACGCGCCGCCCCACGCAGCUUGCGCCGCGUGACACGGAUCGCACGAAUGCGCCGUCCAACCAAGUUCCUACCUGCCCACUCCGAAGGAACGUGUUUGAACUCAGUCUGUUGUGUUUAGGGUCCCCGGGGUCCCGCCAUAAGGUUCACUUGACCAAGGGCAAAAACAAAUGGCGCGUUUUCGUCCGAAAGUUUCGUGUGUUGUAUCUGUGUACUUUGUUGAAACGUAAACCCAACAGUUUGUCAGUUAAAAGCGUUGUAAGGAUAGGCACGCGCAGAUAGACAGACAAAAAUGACGUUUAUAGGUAAGAUAUACAACAAUCCCUCGCCAAACGUGGAGGUUAGGUUCCUGUAAAAUGUCACGGGAGGCAAAUCCGCGGUUGUUGAAGUACACUAGUACAGGGCCCUAAGGGAAAUACGGGGUUAGGGGAGCCACGGCCGCGGUCAGACUCGCCAUAGCUUAACCAAGUUGCCUGUUUAUUAACUAAACGCCGAAUAAACUCCAGUACAUUACACAAUAAGGUAAUAAUACAUAUAAACUGUUGCAUUAACUUCAUGUACCUUUAAUGUUAAUGAUGGUGAUGACAAUGAGAUGAUGGGGGAACGGCUGGCUAUAAGGAGCCAGAGACACACCGCACUCACCUUCACCACUCACUUACCACGCUCUCGGCUCUACAAUUGAGAGGACAAAAUGAACGUGAAUGCGCUUGCGACAGAGGUCGCAAACGGGUUUUGAUUCCUUACCUGUACCCGGCUGCACCAGGGUCGCAAACGGGUACCCGUACCCAUACCCGGCCGGGUAUGGGUACCCGUACGCUACCCAUACCCUACCCGAAAUGAGUGACAAACGGUGACUCACCAGUGACUCACGGCCUACCCGUACCCGGCCGCACCAGGGUCGCAAACGGAUAGCCGGGUAUCGGGUAGGGUAUCGGGUACCCGGUUGCGACCUCUGGCUUACGACGCGACGUGGUCUAACGCGCUGCGAGAAUUCGAGUAGCAGUUCACGGUACAACGAGAACUGAUGGUGGCAGCUGAUCAGCUUCGCAGCGGCCACGGGGUGGCGCUGUGGCGCGGAAGGAGACCCACGGCUCCGCGAAAUUAGUGGCAAUGACGUCACGCAAAACAAUGACGUCAUGUCGCAACGCAAUGACAUGGUAAACGCGUCAUGUGGCUUCCUUGACACCGCGUGCUUGCUUACCCAUGGAUACUCAAAUUUCCCAACCGCGAUUGGUUAAUGGGUCCCCAUUGGAACCUCAUUUGCCAGUAAAAAAUAUGAUAAUUGUUUUUUUUACCCUUUUGUCUGGCAACAAAACGGACACCUUUUUUACAAGGAGUCAUGUUUACAUAGACCACAAUACCUGCAGUCAUAAUGCAAACCAAAAAACAUAACUCUGAUAAUGAUAUGCACUGUCCUUGAAGUUGAUUGGUCCACACUCGAGACAGCUUUCCUUAGAGCCUAGUCGCAAAUGGUGUUGGACCAUGUGAAAAAAAGGUGUCAGUUUUGUUGCCAGAUAAAAGGGUAAAAAAACGAUCAUAUUUUUUUACUGGCAAAUGAGGUUCCAAUGGUGUAAAUGCUUACCCCGAGCUCUCAUACUCUGAUGGUGCAUUGUCUUUGAGUUGUGCGCCUUUUGGCGUCAUCUGGUCCAACACCAUGUGAGACUAGGCUCUAAGGAAAGCUCUCUCGGGUGUGGACCAAUCAACUUCAAGGACAGUGCAUACAUUAUCAGAGUUGUGUUUUUUGUUUGCAUUAUGACUGCAGGUAUUGUGGUCUAUGCAAACAUGACUCCUCGUAAAAAAGGUGUCCGUUUUGUUGCCAGAUAAAUGGUUAAUGGGUGUUCAAGUAAUACACCGUGUAGACAUGAAACUGUUUGGCAAGUCCGCGGUUGGCGAGGGAUUGCUGUACACUUACUAUUGAGCAUCCUCUGUUUAGGUUCUGUACGAUGUCACGAUCCACCAUACCAUCACUAGUAGUAGUAGGUUCAAUACCACAUUAUGAUUCACCAUCCCAUCUCUAGUAGUCGUGCCUACAACUACUAGGUGGUGGAUUGUAGCGUAAACUAUAUGUAUGAUUAUCCGUAUAGUAUGUAUAAUACGUGGUACAGUACCUACUAGUAGUUACGAUCCACUAUCCCAUCUCUAGAAGUAGUAGGUACUCUACGACCCACCAUCCCAUCUUGGCUUUGAUUGAAGUAUUUUCCAUUUACUUUCUGGUUUUCAGGAACGCAUCCGGGGUGUAACCCGGACUAUGCCUGUACUUUUAUAAACUAAUUUCUUUACAACUGCUUCUCGUGUUUAGUUUAUUGUCUUUUCACCCGUACCUCCGAUCAGCACGGUUGGCUACGUAUGGUGCAAAGGAAGUUUAACAUAGUACUUGUUUCUACCGCUUUAAAGUAAUCUUUAUUUCUUAAGUAAUUCCAUUUCUAAUGUAUUCUUUUAGACCUGCUGCUCGUUAUUUUCUGCGAUGCAUCCGUGUUUGACAAUGUUCUAUUCAUUUCGUUUCAAUUAUAUAAUUCUAUAACAGCA
Molecule: messenger RNA, 11042 nt
Organism: Lethenteron reissneri (Far Eastern brook lamprey)
Lineage: Eukaryota; Metazoa; Chordata; Hyperoartia; Petromyzontiformes; Petromyzontidae
Product: serine-aspartate repeat-containing protein F-like
Biological process (GO): immune system process; regulation of transcription by RNA polymerase II
Cellular component (GO): nucleus
Molecular function (GO): RNA polymerase II cis-regulatory region sequence-specific DNA binding; protein binding; DNA-binding transcription factor activity, RNA polymerase II-specific
Source: RefSeq, a predicted model, not a curated record